AUGACGUUCAAUCUUUUUGAUUCCAUUCUAAUCUCCUUGGCUCUCAUACUCCCAAUCUGCUACUACCUUCUAGCCCACCGGAUAGUAUAUCCCCAACCGCUCCCCGGCAUCCCCUACAACCAAACCGCUUCCCACCGUAUCCUCGGAGACAUCCCCGACCUCGUAACCUCGGUUCGGCGAACCAAAGAGACCUCAUCAUGGUGUUUUUCCCAAUGCCGCCGUCUCAAGUCACCGCUAUUUCUCCGGCCCUUCAGCAAGCCCUUCGUCUUCGUCGACGACGCGCGCGAGACCGAGGACAUGCUGCUGCGCCGCACGCGCGAGUUCGACCGGGCCCCUAGCACCGCCGCCUUCUUCCGGACCGUGCUGCCGCGGGCCAGCAUCGUCAAGCCGACAGACCACGAGUUCAAAGCUCAGCGCCGACUGUGGGUGGACGUCAUGAGUCCGGCUUUUUUGCGGAGUGUGGUGGCGCCCAAUAUUUACCGGUCCACGCUGGAGCUGGUCGAGCUGUGGAGGCUCAAGAGCCGCGUGGGAGGUGGCGGCCGCCCGUUUGAAGCACAUCACGAUCUGGAGACGGCUGCUUUUGAUGCUAUUUGGGUUGCUGUACUCGGCUCCGAAUUGGGUGGCAUCCGGUCGGAGAUUGAGGCGAUCCUCCAAACACAACAAGAAUAUGACGACCAGGGCAAGCCGGCACAUAUGCCAGUGGCUGAGCGAUCGGACUUAUACGAAGCCAUACAAUACCUCAACAAGAGUGUCGAGCGUAUCAUGGCCAGCCCAAUGCCGGUGUUGCACCACUGGCUGAUUCGUCAGACGCCUACGUACCGCAGGUACGAAGCGAUCAAGAACAAAGAGAUACGGCGUAUCUUGAAGAGCGCAUACGCAAGAUUCAAGGCUCUUGAGCUGUCGUCAAAUCUCGACUCGCACUCUCAGGAGGAGGCGAAUGAGCAGCAUCAGCAUGACACGUGUGCCAUGGACCUCAUCCUUCGCCGCGAGAUGAUCUCUUCAGAGAGACGGGGUACUAUUCUCCCACCACCCGAGGAGAACCUCGAGAUGCAGGAUGAGCUUCUUAUGCUUUUAGUUGCUGGCCACGAAACAACAGCAAACACCCUCUCCUGGUUCGUCAAGUUCAUGGCCCACCACCCUUCCUCGCAAGACCGUCUGCGCCAACACCUUCGAGCCGCCUUCCCGUCAUCCAACGCUUCCAGCCCUCCCUCCGCCGCCGAGAUUCUUUCGUCUACCACUUGCAUCCCCUACCUAGACGCCACCAUAGCCGAAACCAACCGGCUCGCCGCCACGGUUCCGCUGAUCGUCCGCGUGACCACCGUCGACACGCACAUAUUGGGGUUCGCGGUACCCAAGGGGACGCAUGUGAUGUGUAAUUCGAGGGUUACGGAGCCGUAUGAUGACAUGGAUGACUCGGUGAAUGAGGAGAUAGGAGGAGAAGAAGUGUUUGAUCCAGGUUCACUGCCAGUUUUGGCUUUCUCGGCGGGACCAAGAGGGUGUUUUGGUGAGAAACCUCCACUUCCUACCACACUCACAGGCCGUCGACUUGCGAUGCAGGAACUAAGAAUGAUGAUCGUGCUUCUUACGCUCAGCUUCAGGUUUCUGCCGUUGCCAGAAUCCUUGAGUGGGAUGGAAGGUCAGCAAAAGGUGCUGCGCAGCCCGCAACAGUGUCAUGUCAAGGUGGAGGUUUUGUGA
Messenger RNA from Neurospora tetraspora, 1695 nucleotides. RefSeq names its product putative cytochrome P450 oxidoreductase. Lineage: Eukaryota; Fungi; Ascomycota; Sordariomycetes; Sordariales; Sordariaceae. The record is from RefSeq and is a predicted model, not a curated record. The transcript has 6 exons. Gene Ontology annotation, molecular function: iron ion binding; monooxygenase activity; heme binding. The coding region runs from base 1 to 1695 and encodes 564 amino acids.